Molecule: messenger RNA, 2280 nt
Organism: Poecilia latipinna (sailfin molly)
Lineage: Eukaryota; Metazoa; Chordata; Actinopteri; Cyprinodontiformes; Poeciliidae
Product: SUMO specific peptidase 5
Exons: 10
Coding region: 407-1921 (504 amino acids)
Biological process (GO): protein desumoylation; proteolysis
Cellular component (GO): nucleus
Molecular function (GO): deSUMOylase activity
Source: RefSeq, a predicted model, not a curated record
UAUUGAACUGGUCGUUUCUGAUUGGCUAACACAGGAAUGACGCAUUUUGUAUGCGACUCCCAAUGUGGAGACUCUUGUUGCUACUUUCGUCAUUGGCUCAUCUCGUUUAAUUUGAUAUGUAACAGCUUAAACUACUAACUUUCCGCGCAGUUCUACUGUGAGACGUACUGCGGGCCCAGAACUCUCACCGAGCGGAGGUUUCAUCAAAUCAAGCGGAGGAAAUGCAGAGUUGGCGUGGACACCCAUGAAGACACUUGCGUUACUUCGGCAAACAGCGUCCGCAUUCUCCCUGAGAUUUGCCGCUUGAUCUAGCGAAGGGCGUCUGGACCAUGGUGUGAAACGCCGGGAGUCCGUCUGUUCCAAACAGGAAGCCAGGGGGUCCAGCUCGGCCGCUGCCCCUCCUCACAUGUGUCGCUCUGUCAAACAGAAGGCUUCCCACAGCUGUGCGCUCACAUGUGAGUCCACGUGCAUCGGCCUCUGCCAGAUGGAGCAAACGCGGAGCCGCUGGAGGAAGCCAAGGAGCCUGUCCUGGAGACGGGCGUUCAUGUCGUCCGUCAAGGGCGUGUCCCAUCUGUCUUGGCGGGAUAAGAGACGGUUGUACUAUAAGCUGCAGUUCUGGCUGUGGAGGAAGCGCAGCAAGAAGUGCCGCUUCUGGAAGGUCCGGACGCGACGGCGGCGGUGCGGCUCCGGGGUCCGUACAGCCACAGACACUGAACUUCAUUUGAAAUCACAGAAAACACUUUUGUUAGAGAACAACAACAACUCGGAAGUAAAAUCCCCAGAAUCCAUAAAAACCCGUCUCGGUCCAGAUGCUGGGGGUUCUGGAGAAGUCCGUCAGAACGGGCUGGGCAGCUGGAGCCAAUCAGAAAGGGUUUCAGGUUCGUCUGAUGCAGGCAGCGUCAGUCAGACCUCACCGACAGCAGCAUCGCUGCCCGACAGCGUUGAACCUUCUGGACGACCCAAGGGCCUUCUUCACCCUCUAGAACUUUCCCACACCUUGCGACCUCUGCAGGGCGCCGACGAUACCGCACCGCUCAGGUCACAGAUGGGUUCAUUAGAACACAGUCCUGAUCUCCAGCGGAGCGAGAGUGAAAAGACAACAUCCUGUGUGAAUGAAGCCAACGCUGACACUCUGACCAGGGAGAUCCAAGACUUCUUGGAAGUCUUCUACAGGCGAUACGGAAGCUUCAUUCCGCUUCAUAAGAGUGACGUUUUGAGGCAUCUGAAGAGAAAGUUCAACUCUGAUUUUAGUGACAGGAAAAGCACCAUCUUCUCUAAAGUGGACAAAUACCGAACCGCGAUCAUCCAGGAAUCUGUCUUGUCUUUCCGAGUCGUCUACAAAAAACACAUACUGACUCUGGAGGACUUGUUGACGUUGGCGAAUGAGCACUGGCUCAAUGACCAGGUCAUGAACAUGUACGGAGAGUUGAUCAUGGAGUCGUCCAAUCACAAGGUCCAUUUUCUCAACAGUUUCUUCCACCGGCAGCUCAUGACCAAAGGAUAUGACGGUGUGAGGCGGUGGACGAAGCAGGUGGAUUUAUUUUCUAAGACUCUUCUUCUGGUGCCCAUCCACCUGGAGGUCCACUGGUGUCUGGUUACGGCCGACAUUUCCGCCAAGAAAAUCUGCCUUUACGAUUCUCAAGGACAUUCACUCCAGAAGGUUGCAAGGAACAUCUUGAAAUAUUUGAUGUCUGAAGCAAAAGAGAAGAAACAAGCUUCAUUUCAAGAUGGCUGGACGGUGUCAUUUGUAGAGGAAAUUCCACAACAGACCAACGAGAACGACUGCGGAGUUUUUGUCUUAGAGUAUUCUAGAUGCCUGUCUCUGUCAAGACCGUUCCAGUUUUCCCAAAAGGACAUCCCGAACAUACGGAAGAGGAUCUAUAAGGAACUCUGUGACUGUGAGCUUCAUGAACUGGACUGAUGAGACGAUGGUACAUGCAGCUUCUGAAGGAUUUCUAAAACGAGCAACCUCACCAGUCUGAGGGUGGCCCUCUGUUAGGGUUUCCAUCCAUCAGGUCUACUGUCAAAUCCACAACUCUUGUUGCUCUGCUGUAUUUAUGUGAUCGCUAUUUAACCAGAAGUGUAAUUUAAGUAAGAAGCAUCUCUGAAGUCCACCAGAAAAGCCUUACUCAGUCUAUCACGGACUUUUCUGUUUCUAUCCAACUGUUAAAACUGGCAAUUUUAUGGUUUUAUUUUCUGUUUCCAUCAUUGUUUAAAUAGAUGCAUUUGGUUAAGUCUUUUGUGUUUCAACCAGAAAAAAUGAUAAAGUUUUACAAACAA